Messenger RNA from Diversispora eburnea, 5160 nucleotides. The record is from the annotation of a GenBank genome assembly. NCBI's taxonomy places the organism in Eukaryota, Fungi, Glomeromycota, Glomeromycetes, Diversisporales, Diversisporaceae.
AUGGAUUCAGAUGUUUAUUCAGGUUCAAUUAAACCACCUCGACAAGGAGCCGGGUUUCUUCUUCCCAAAAUUGAACAAACACGAAAGUUAAUCACGAAAAUUCUGAGAGAGUUAAAGAAAAGGAAGAAACCUCCUUCACCUUUUAAUGCUUACGUGGUUCGUACGGAUAAUUCCUUUGAAAAUGAUAUUCAUAAUCCUCAAAAUAUUUUUAAUACGGACGAAACCUGUGAUUUAUUAAGUCAAUUAAAAGACGUGUUGGUGGUUUGUAACAUACAAGGAAUUAAAUUUGCCGAAAAGACACCAACACCAUCAGAAUCUCCAAAUAUAUCUCGAGAUGCAUCACCGAAUCAAUCACGUUCAACGUCACCACUUCGUAAAAAUCGAAAUAAGAAAAAAUCCAAUUCCGGAAUUCUUUAUAAAAUUUUAGAAGUUUUUUAUGAUAUCGUACAAAAUGAUUGUCGAUAUAAAGUUCAUAAUCCUCGACCAUUGAGACCACCCAAUGCAUUACAUUUGAUUGUUUUGGAUGUCGCACAUCUUUUAAUUAAUCAAAAUUCAUCUUCACCUAGUUGGUUAUAUGAAAUUGGAAUGACGAUGAUACCAGGAUUUAAUUGUUUUAUAGCAAUUGAAAUUCAUUGGCCAGAUUCAGAUGGUUCUUCAUUAACAGAUAUGGAAUUAUCAGAAGAUGAAUUAAUUAAAUAUGGUAAUAAAAGAAAAGGGAAUAAAAAUUCAUCAAAACGAUUAUCAAUUUCAUAUACAGGAGAAUUUGAUAUUGAUGCAUAUUAUGUUGAUUCAUUAUUUACACCAUUAUUAUUUUCAAUAAUUCAAUUUAUAAGAAUUGAAAAUUCUUCAUUGGAAACUUUACAUCAAAUGCAUAAAACAUUAGGAAUUAUGAUACAACGAAAACCGGAUCUUUACCUUGAUAUAAUAGAAAUUAUAGCAUUAGGGGAUUCAAAUUGUAGAAAACUUGCAAUCAAUAUUUUAUUUCAUUUUUGGGAAAAUAGUACUGGUCAUCCAGCAAUUGGUGAAUCAUUACCUACAAUAAAUUAUUUUACUGAUUUAAAAAUAAAAGAAAAAGAAAAGGAUAAUCAUUCAUCAAUAAUCAUGAUUGAUAAACAUGAACAAUUUUUACCAACCGAUAUUCCAAAUGCUUGUGUUCAAUGUUUUAAAUCAAUUAUUGGAUUUGGUAUAAGAUCGGAAUAUUCAUUAAUUGAAUCUGGAGUUCAUAAGUUAUCAACCCCUAGGUAUUGUAACGUUAAACAUGGACCCAGGGAAUUAAUUUCAAUAAAUCAAAAUGUUGAUUCAAAACUUCCAAUAAUUUCAAAAUUUAUAGCCAAUCAUAAAUUUAGAUUUAUUAAUUUAUUCACUUUAACCUUAUGUAUGAUUUGUCGAUUACCAUUAUGGGGAAUUAUGUAUCAAGGUUAUAGAUGUGAAAUUUGUAAUAGAUUUAUUCAUUCCUCAUGUUUAAAUUUAGUGGAAAAAGAAAUUGAUUGUCAACAAUCAAUCUUAAGUGAAAAUGAUGCAUUAAUUAAUCAUGAAAUUUUAAGGGAAAGUUUUAAAAAUUAUUAUAAACAAAUAUUAAUUCCGGAAGAGAAGAUCAUCAAUUAUACAUAUGAAGAAUUAUCAGUUAUGGUAACAAUUUUACAAAUGCAAAAUAAUUUAUUAAAUAAUGGAAUAAUGGCUGGAUGUUUAAUAGUUAAACAAAAAUUUCAUAAUCCUUUAUCACCAAGAAAUGAAAAAUUUAAAAAAUUCGAAUUACAAGAAUUUAUUGAAAUUUAUGAAACAUAUCUUAGAAGUGGAAAAAUAUCAUUAACGACAAUAUCCGAAGAAUAUUGGGAAAGUGUUGGAAAGAAAUAUAAUCCAUGGAUUAUUUCAUGUGAAGAUUAUCUUGCUCAUAUAUCCGCAGCAAUUAAAUCCAGAAUUGAUUUUGAUUAUUUUAAUAACAAUGAUCAUUUAAGUGUAAAUGAUGGAAUUCUAACUUCAAUAGAAUUAAUUCAAUGGAUGAAGAAAAAUUUAGGAAUGCUUAAUGAAUAUUCAAUCAAAAUAUUUUUACAACAAAUGUCUAAUCAUGGAUUUUUAGAACGAAUUGAUGGAAAUCCAAUAUUAUUUCCUUCUGAUGAUAAUAAUAAUCAUGAUGAGAAUUCAGAGAAUUUAGAAAAUUUAGAAUAUUCUUUUCCAUUACCAUUCGCUACAGAAUGUUCACCAACUGUAGAAGCUUUAAUUACAUCAAUUUCUGCUUGUUUAUCAGAUAUUAAUAUAUCAAUUAAUGAAUGUGGAUUUCUUUUAAUGACAAGAAGAUGUUGGCCGGAUCCUUAUAUAUCGAAAUAUGUAUUAGAAAGAUUAAUUUAUUCCAUUAUUGAAUGGAUUUGUAAUGAGGAUGAUAAAUUAUUAAUAAUUGCUAGAGAAUAUACUUCUGCUCAAAUUAAACUUCCUGGAGUUAGAGAUGAAAUGGAAAACGUCGGUGCUGGUGUCGGUGUCGGUGGUAAAGCAGGAAGUAGUGGGGGUGGGGCUUAUUUGAUAAGUCGUCGAAUGCUAAAAGAAAAAUAUGUCAUAAAUUGGUUAUUAACAAUUCAUGAUAUGGAUGAAGAAUUAUUUUGUAAUAUAAUAUUUGAACAAAUUGGAAGAAUGUAUGAAAAUCAACGUCAACAAGAAGAGCUUGAUGACGAUGAUAAUAAUUUGGAGAAUGUAUUUCAUAAUCAUGAUCGUGUACUAAGAUGUAUUAUAAAAUUAUAUAAUUCAGAUUUGUUAUUUUCUUCUUACAAUCAUAUAUUAUCACGUUGGUUAGACGAAGCUUGUGUUAUAUUAAGAGAUCAAUCAAAGGUUUUCGUGGAAUUCAAAACAUUAUAUAAAAUGUUUAGUUCCAUAAAAACAAUUUCUCGACAAAGAACUGCAUCUAUAGUGGAUCACAUGGCAAUAUCCACUGAAAUUAAUAAUAAGAUUAAUAUUAUGGAUCCAAUUGAAAUUAUUACUCGGCUUUUUGUGGAAAAUGAUUUUGAAAAAUUAUCAAGAGCUUUACAUUGGAUUGAAUUGAUGGUUCGAUCAAGUAUCGGACUUAAUGGUUCAGUUUUUUCUGAAUAUUGUUCACACUUGUCCAAUAUUUCUUUAUCCCUUGAACAAUCUAUAACAUUUUUACAAUCCAUGUGGUAUCAGGUGAUAAUUGGAUUGGGACAUUUAAUUACUCGUGGAAUUAUAUUGGAAAUUGUAUCUAAUUUAAAUGAAUUAAAUUUUGAAAUCAUUAAAAAAAUUAAUGAUGAAGGUUAUGAAAUAGAAAUCGAGAGUGCACGUAAUUUUAUCAAGAUUUCUCUGGUCUUGGCUUUAUAUGCAUAUAGUUGUCCACUUGAUGGUAUUCAUAAACUUGGUAUCGUGGAACUUCCUCGUGCUAAUAUAACUGCUGAAACACCUUUAAUGAAAUGUUUAUUAUCAUAUGCAAGAUUUGAUAAAUUAGAUGUUCGUGGAGAUGUGAUCAAAGCGUUUUGGCAAUUUUUCAUUUCGGCUGGACUCGCUCCUAUACAUGAUCCAUUAUCUACUAUAUCGAUGCCUUUAUUAAUAAGGAUGGUAUGGGCGGAUUCACGUUUCUUUCUUGCAUCCGUUAGUAAAGUAUUUGAACAUGAAAGUUGGGAAGUUAGAUUUGAUGGUCUUGAUAAUUUAUUUGGUCUAUUUUCAAAACUUGAUGAAAAAUAUGAUGUUCAAAGAGCUGGUGUAUUUGCUUAUUUAGGACCAGUUUUUAGUUAUUUGGUUGAUUGUUUAUGGGAUAAAGAGGAAUUUGUAAGAACCAAAGCUAUAACUUACAUCAGAUCCAUGCAACCUCAACAUGUUCGUUUAGCAUUUAAAUGUUGGGAAGGAUACUUUAGAGUAUCUUCUAAUCGGGAGAAAACAUUAUUAUGUCGAUUAAUGAUAAAGUUAAAUGAGAAAUUUCCUAAUUGGCAAGAAAUUGAAGAAGAAGAAAUGGCAGCAACAACCGAAAUUUUGGAAAGUUACGUAAGACCGGAUAGCGUUUUGGUAGUUGGACUUAAACAUUUUCAAGAGGAAGAACCAAUUAAUCAAGCAACUGGACAAAAAAUUGCCGAAAAACAAAAUUUAAAAGUUACAAUGUUAAAUUUAGCACUUCAGAUGUUAGCCAAUGGAAUUGAAAUAAACAAAGAACAAAUAAUCAAAUUAAAAUUUGUGGUGGUAUCAAAUUUAGGAUUUACUGAUUAUGAUUUUAUUCAAAAUAUGAUGAUGAUAUCUUGUUUGGGAAAUCUUAAAAAAGUACUUGAUAGACCAAUUUAUCUUAGGAAUUCAAAUAAAACUAAUAAUCAUAUAAAUACAGAAGAAAUUGAUUUAGAAGAUGAAUUGGCAGGAGGAUAUUUUGUUGAUGUAAUAUUUUCUUUAAUUAAUUCUUCUGUGGAUAUGUCAAAAUUAAGUCAUCUCAUGUUUAAAAUUUGGAUCGAAUUAUUGCUUAUUGUCAUAUAUAAGCACAAAAUAGAAGAUCGACGUAAUAGAGAUUUUGAAGAAACAUUAGCUAACGCGAUGAGAAAAAUUUCGGAAUUAUUAUUGGAAGAUAAUAUAACGGAAGAGAAUAAACAAUUAACUAUUGAAUUAGCUACAUCAUUAUUAAAAAGGGCACCAAUGUUAACAGUUAAUAUACUUGGGAAGCAAAUUGUUACUCUUGGAAAACUUUUAACUCGACUUGGAAAUAAUGUUGAUACAAAUAAUGGCUCAUUGGCGAUGAGUGCAAAAACAUUUUUAAGAUCGGCGUUUCUUAAAUUUGCGAGGAAUGGUUUAUUUGUCUUGAUUUUUAAAAAUCAAACAGUGGCCGAAGAAAAUAAGUCAAGUCUUGAUAUGUUUAAAGUUCUUCGAGAUGUAAUAAGGGAUGAACAAAUUCCAAAUGAAGAUGAAUCCCAAGAACCAACUUAUUUACGUGAUGAACCAAUUCGUGAUGUAUUUAAUCAAUUAUUUAAAUUUACAAAUCGAAAAAUCGUUUCAACCAUUUUAUGUAAUUUAAAUAAAUAUGUCGAAAAAGUUUAUUCAAAACCUUAUAACGAACAAUUGAUAUUUGAUUUGGGACAAUUUUUAAUUAAAUUGACUAAACAUACAAGUGAAUGGAAGACAGCAGAAUGGGAUAUAAAUCCAGUUAUUAAUAUGGGUUCAAUAGUGAUGAUAGAAAAUCCAAUUCAUGCAAAA